AUGCAUCAGACUCCCCGCCCAGGGCCUCGCUCAUUGUCGCCCGCUUCUUCGCCUACCACAAAUCCCACAAGAACGAACAAUCCGAGGGAAGCUGUUCGGUCGGGCGGCCACUUGCGCAGCGGAUCCGAGGCGAGCGCUGCUUCAGAGGCCGCUGGUACAAUGCGGCCCAGAGAAGAUGCGCCUGGCGCAGGUCCCAGUUCGGACUCGAUCAGGAAGCUGGACCAGAUCUUACAGAACAUAUUCGCCAAGGCAGGCACUCUGAUAUUACAAGAGCGCAUGCAGGUCUCGCCAAUGUUACUCGCUGGAACUAGAGAGAAGAGGAUAAGCAAAUGGUUCCAAUUAGAUACCGACGAAAUCGAGGACUUUAGGGAAGAAUUUAGAACAUGGAAACAUUGUGGUGGUAUCGAGAACCGCCCGCCUCCACUGAUAAUCGAAACCUAUCUCGAUACAUCCCGAUUAAAAAGCGGCCAGAGUCUGAUCAUUACAGACGAGAAUGGGAAGAGAUGGGAUGUCGUCGAGGCUAUGAAUUCAUCAGAUCUUUCGAGCGACUCGAGUGUGAGCGGUAGCUCGGCCGGUGGUCGCUCCAAGAAAUCGUCAAACACUCAUCUAGUACUGGAGCGGUGGCGGAUCGAGUUGAAAGGCUCCAGCAACGAUCCCGAAGAUUUCGGCCUUUUACUACCGACAGUGUACAAAAAGGCAAUCAUCUUUAUCCGGUCUGUAUAUACUACGACGGGCAUCCUGCCAGCUUGGAAGCUUGCUAGGAACUCAAAGUCCAAGAUGCUGCACCCGGCCUUGCAAGUAAAGUGUAGAGUUCUGUCAGCGGAGAACCGUCCUUUUGGGUUCGAUGCUUUGCGAAGCCCAUUGUAUGACGGCAGGGGAGAUGUCACCACUGAUUACAUCUUUGGUCUCCUCGAGGUUCCAGUUGGCCGAUUUUACGCAACCGUUUCUUACCGAAACAACUGCAAUUUCCAAGUUGUCGAGACCGAGUCACUUUUGAGCUCUAGAAUCGGCUUGGCCAUAUCAGACGACCUAUUCAAACCGUCUCUGCCGCGGCGUGAACCUGGACGUCGCGAUACCGCAGCCGAGAUUGGGUCCUUGCCUUACCAUCGCCACGAAAGAGACAUUACGGAAAAUCAGCAAAGAUAUGGAAGUUUGUCAACCUUCCACGGGGAAGGUCCUCAUGGGACGAGUCCGAUAUCAGCACUGAAAGCUGUCAAGUCACCUGGAUCGGACACAACAUCACCGUCUAAUUCUCGGCCUGCAAGCGUGGAAGUACCCCCUCAUUCGCUUCCCAUUGCCGCUCCAUCGAGGCCGCCCCUGAGAGUCGAGGCACACGGAAGGAGACCUUCAGUGUCUUUCCAACCAUUCAAGCAGGGUUCUCUGUCUGGAUCUCCUGUGCCACGAAUGCACGACAUGGACACGCCAGCAUCGCCACAUUCUUUGACCCGUGGACCCGGCUUGAGCGCACUUACACACGCCAGGAACAGGUCAUCGUUGACGGCUGGAAUGGCAGCCUCCUUGAGAGGUGGCCCUCCCCCCUCAGCAACAGCCGCCGCAGCGGACUCACCAGUUGUUGGAUCGCCCAGGCCUGGAUCCACGGGCCGAUAUAGCAGCAGCUUUGGCCAUCGUCGUAGCAAGCCAUCUUUUGGAGGGGCAAGCAGAGCUGGUGACGACGAUCAAACUAGUAGUGGAAAGCAGAGUUUGGCGUCUUCCUUGGCUCAGCCUGGGUCUGGACUUCUAAAUGAGGCCGGCGCCGGUGGCAGCUCGGGUUCGUUUCAGACGGACAACGAUAACAUUGAGGAGUUUCUCAAAGUAUUGGAGAGUAAGAGGACUCUACAGAGCUUCGAGCCUUCCAAGAAGGGCGAAGCGAUGAGGAGGACAAACGCACAGCUUUCCAAGUUCCAGCUUAUGCGCGACUCAAACAAUGCCCUGACCGAGUCGCUCAACUCAUCAAUGCAGCUACAUAGAUCGUCGAGCUCUUCCAGUCGGCAGCUCGCCAAUGUACCCGGCAUGUCGACUUCUUCAUCUCCUGGCAAACCCUUGUCGCCUCAUACACCACAUACGCCAGCCAUUCCUUCCCGUCUGAGUGAGAACUCGAGUGUCGACUACGCGGCGCCUACUCAGUCGACGCUGCGACCCCGUCCAGGUCGCGCAGCUGAAGCACCCACCAGCAUCCCGUCGACAUUGGAGGGCACAACUGCUAUCGAUAUCCCGCUCUCGCCGCGGCCUUACCCGCAUGUCAGACGGUCGAGCUCGGCGGCACAACCUCGAGUUGUUGCCGAUGAUGAUGACGCCCAUCGAAGUCUCAGUCUUGGUGCCGACGAUCGUGAGCCGCCCAGUCUUAGUGCUCUCCUUGGUCGCCACGAAGCCGCUAGAGAUGCAGAUGGCACAUCCGAUUCGCCGGUCAUGCAGCCGCCUACUGAACUGCAGGUUGAUGAGUCAUCAGAAAUGCUCAGACAGGCUUCUUCAUCGGCCGAGAGGGAGACCAGACCACCAGGCGGCCUAUACGCCGGCUUGUCGAGCUCCCCUUACCGACGAUAUGGUGCUGGCAGCGGACGAGGCUCGAGCAAUUCUCAGUCGGGCAAUAGCAGCCUGACUGGUCCUAGCACUAGAUACGCGCGUGGGUAUUCUAGAAGAGGCCCAGCCGGUCUAGGUGUUACCAGUGGUCAGCCGGAAGAUACAGAGGAAGAGCUUUUGUUUGACAUGUCGGAGCUCGAGCACGCGCUGAACCGAAAAAGCCUCGAAGAAAGCCGAGGCGCUGGCGGGGGAUCUGCUCCUGAACGCGAAGGCUACGAUUCAUCGAGGGGUGGAAGUCGUCGAUGGUAG
Pestalotiopsis fici W106-1 is the source of this 2826-nucleotide messenger RNA. RefSeq lists its product as uncharacterized. Bases 1 to 2826 code for a protein of 941 amino acids. The record is from RefSeq and is a predicted model, not a curated record. Gene Ontology annotation, biological process: mitophagy; piecemeal microautophagy of the nucleus; protein localization to phagophore assembly site. Gene Ontology annotation, cellular component: cytosol; Atg1/ULK1 kinase complex; extrinsic component of membrane. NCBI's taxonomy places the organism in Eukaryota, Fungi, Ascomycota, Sordariomycetes, Amphisphaeriales, Sporocadaceae. The transcript has 3 exons.